ACCUCCUGGAAAAGGCAACUGGGGAAGAAUCUUUUAUCUUUUCCAUUGCAGACUUUCCAUACUGCUGCACCUUGCAGAGAUGUUCAGGACUUGACUAACGGGGUUGCCAUGGCGCAGGUGCUUCACCAAAUAGAUGUUGCUUGGUUUGAUGCAACUUGGCUAAGUCGCAUUAAAGAUGAUGUUGGUGACAACUGGAGAAUAAAGUCCAGUAAUCUGAAGAAGAUACUACAAGGAAUUAUGGACUACUAUCAUGAGUUCUUGGGUCAGCAGAUUUCAGAAGAGCUUAUUCCAGACUUAAACCGGAUAUCUGAGAACUCAGAUCCUACUGAACUGGGAAGGCUUCUCCAGCUUAUUUUAGGUUGUGCAGUCAACUGUGAAAGGAAACAAGAACACAUACAGAAUAUCAUGACCCUUGAAGAAUCUGUUCAGCAUGUUGUCAUGACUGCCAUUCAAGAGCUCAUGAGCAAGGAAGUAACAGGACCUUCCACAACUGAUGCAUCAAGUGAUAUGGAACAGCAGCUUAAAAAAGCUUUGGAAGAUCUUCAGGAAGCACUAGCAGAAAAAGAAGAGUUGGCACAAAGAUGUCAAGAGCUAGAUUUACAGGUGGCUGCCCUCCAGGAUGAAAAAAACAGCUUGAUGUCAGAAAAUGAGAUUAUGAAUGACAGGCUAGAGCAAUUAGAUGACUCUCUUGAUGAUCCAAAUACUGUGGUUGCAAAGAAGUAUUUUCAUGCACAGUUGCAGCUGGAACAACUGCAAGAAGAAAACUUCAGGCUUGAAGCUGCAAAAGAUGAUUAUCGUGUCCAUUGUGAAGACCUAGAAAAACAACUGAUUGAACUGCAACACAGAAACAAUGAACUGACCUCUUUGGCAGAAGAAUCCAGAGCCUUGAAAGAUGAAAACGAUAUUCUUAGGGCAACUGCAGACAAGGCAAGUAAGCUGGAGUCAACAGUCGAAGUGUACAGGAAGAAGCUGCAGGACCUGAAUGAUUUCCGCAGGCAGGUCAAGUCUCUGCAGGAAACCAACAUGAUGUAUAUGCACAACACAGUCAGCCUGGAGGAUGAGCUGAAGAAAGCCAACGCAGCACGUGCCCAACUAGAAACCUACAAAAAACAGGUCCAGGAGCUUCACAACAAACUGUCUGAAGAAUCAAAAAGAGCUGAUAAGCUGGCGUUUGAAAUGAAGCGACUUGAAGAAAAACAUGAAGCUUUAAUCAAAGAAAAAGAGAGACUGAUAGUACAGUGUGAUGCAUUAAAAGAGACAAAUGAAGAGCUCCGGUACUCACAGAUGCAGCAGGAUCACUUGAGUCAAACAGGUGCAUCUCGUGUUAAAAGCCAUGAGAAUCUUGCUGCUGAAAUUCUGCCAGUGGAAUAUAGAGAGAUGUUUAUUCGGCUGCAGCAUGAAAAUAAGAUGCUUCUGUUACAACAGGAAGGGUCAGAAAAUGAACGUAUUACGGAGCUCCAAGAACAGCUGGAGCAAAAACAUCGGACAGUGAGCGAACUAGAAACUGAGAAAAGGCUAAAUGAAGAGCGUAUCGGGGAGCUACAGCAGCAGAUUGAAGAUCUGCAAAAGACUUUGCAGGAGCAGGGAUCCAAGGCUGAGGGAUCUAUCAACCUGAAGCAGAAAUUGGAAGCACAUAUGGAAAAGCUGAAUGAAGUUCAUGAUAAAUUACAGAAGAAAGAGGCUGAUCUUGCAGAGCUCCAGCCUGAUGUCAGUCAGAACCCCCAGAAGAUUGGAGAGCUGGAAGCAGCUUUGAGAAAAAAAGAUGAGGAUAUGAAAGCAAUGGAGGAACGAUAUAAAAUGUAUCUUGAGAAAGCAAGAAAUGUCAUAAAAACCUUGGACCCCAAGCUAAAUCCAGCAUCAGCAGAAAUCAUGUCGCUCAGAAAACAGAUAACAGAAAAAGACAAAAAAAUUGAAGCAUUAGAGGCUGAAUACAAGCUUGCCAAGUUACGUGAUUAUGAGGAAAAGCUCAUUGUAACUGCCUGGUAUAACAAGAGCCUGACUCUUCAGAAGCUAGGAAUGGAAGCAAGGCUGGUUGGCAAUAGUGGUGCCUGCAAAGAUGGUCCCGGACGCUCGUUCCUUGCUCAACAACGUCACGUCACCAAUACCAGAAGGAAUCUCACUGUUAAAGUACCAGGUGCUACAUCUGAUUAACCCACAAGGACGAUGAGGAAAACUUCUAUGCUAAAGUGUCCUUAAAUGUUUUACAGCUUCCACUUUAACUACUUCAUGAAAGAGAAGGCUAGAAUGGUG
This is a messenger RNA of Chaetura pelagica (chimney swift), 2250 nucleotides long. RefSeq names its product hook microtubule-tethering protein 1 (gene HOOK1). Gene Ontology annotation, biological process: cytoskeleton-dependent intracellular transport; cytoplasmic microtubule organization. NCBI's taxonomy places the organism in Eukaryota, Metazoa, Chordata, Aves, Apodiformes, Apodidae. Gene Ontology annotation, molecular function: dynein light intermediate chain binding; microtubule binding. The coding region runs from base 109 to 2151 and encodes 680 amino acids. The transcript has 22 exons. The record is from RefSeq and is a predicted model, not a curated record. Gene Ontology annotation, cellular component: centrosome; cytoplasm.